AUUAUCCGUCGCAGAAGUCACAGACUUAUUGUAAUGGCUUCCUGCCCUCAGAAGAUCGAGAAGUGGACUUAAACUCUCGACCAUUAUUGUGUAAAUGGAAUGUCAGGAAGAUACUAUGAAGGAGCCAGCAACGCCAAUAUGUAUUCUUUCCCGAAUGAAGCUGGCAAACCAAGUCAGGUUUCUUCUCCUAAUCCGUCGCGAAGCAAGGUAAAGCGAGAAGGUUUCCAUGAAAGCCACUCGUAUCCUUCGUUGGCCCGGGAAACGCUAAAGCGAAACGCCGAAGAAGGAAACAAACGCGAGGUAAGCUUAACUGUUACCCUGGAGUUAAGUCUUAUUAUUCUACAGUUGUGUGGAAUAAACCUUGUUGCACUUGAAUGACGCUUUCGCUUGUUCCUGGAGCGCUUUUAUAUGCUUUCACGGCUUGUGGACACUCAUUCAAGCGUGUUUACGCGGUAAUUUUUAUAUCUGUCUACGCACUUGUGAGAUAAAAUUUCAUUUCCAACUAAUUUUCCACCUAUUUACCACGAAUCCAGACAUUUUUAAUAAAAUUAAUAAAACUGCCUAUAUUUUUAAUGAACAUAGAAACUCCAUCUUUAUUAAUUAAAUGCAUCGAGCAUUUUUUAUUAACAAAAAUGUCCUCUUGGCUUUCGCUCUGGCGGGCGGCCGGUGAAGUGUUGACGCGCUCGAUUGUUUGAUGACGAUAAAUUUCGACAAGUGCAUUCAUUUGUUCGUUCGAUUGGCGCAUAAUAGGACUUUUAAAACACACAUAAACUUUUAGGUAAGCGACCCUGUUGCUUUCGGAUUACUUUGUAUGAAUUUGCAUAUUGUAUCCAUGUUAUAAUACUUGCUAACGGUUUUAACCUCCAUAGCGACAUAAUACCCGUCAUUCACGUUAUUGAUCAUACUGUUUUUGGCGAUAAGGUUUAAUUUAUUCCUCGCAUUUAAAUGUUAAAACUUUCUAGCUAUUUCUCCAAGGGUUUGUUAUUUCUAAAUGACUCAAAGAAGAAACAAGUGCAGUAUAGCUUUCCUAUAUUAAAGUACUUCCUUAAAAACUUGAGGAAAAUUAUGGCUUACAAUAUUAAAAACAAGCCAGCCGUUUGCAAAAAAAAAAACGCGGCAAAAUGCUGUUAGAGUAACAGGAUAAUGUUGUGUUAGAAGUUGAAAGUUAGAAGUUUCAGUCAGAUUUCUGUUGAUUACUUACAUCAUUGUUACAUUAAUGUCUUUACAUAAUGGGCUUAGGGGUGCUGGUAUGUGAAUAAGUUGUAAAUGCACCACAGUUAAUUGGAUUUAGGGAUUUUCUUCCGCCAAACUCAGACUUCAUAGUCAGGAAUACACAGGAUCAAAGCUAAAAGGACACCUUGUAACUGUCAAAACUGUGAAAUACAUUGAGCUAUCUUAUUAGAUUGCCCACCAGGCCCUGGCGGUGGAAGGGGGUACUUCUUUAUAUAAGCUAUAUAGGUAUGUGCCACCUCAUCGGGUAGAGUUUUUGUGCCUUUUUAGUCCGAAAACGGGUAUAUAUUUUGCCCAUUUUGGUCUGGAAUCGGGUAUGCUUUUCGAGGGAACUAUGGGAGUGUAUGAACGUAUUUAUAGUUUCAAUUCCAAAUGAGUAGGAAAGAAAAAGAAAUAUGCAAAUUCUAAAUGGAUUUGAAGAAUUUUUUUGUUUUCACUCUAAUCUUAGUAAUAAUGACAUAAUUUCUGCUUAAAGGCUAGGUCUGAAAAUGGGUAUGGAUUUUAGAGGUCUGGUCUGAAAAUGGGCGUGGAAAAUGACAUUUUUUGGUCUGAAAAAGGGUCAGGAUUUGAAGAACCGAGCGGCACACCCCUGCCAAGAAUUCCCAGGAGUACCCACCCAGGGCCAUCAGGGCCACCAGGGCCAAGUUGUUAAAGCCCAGUUAGUGGGUCUUUUAAAAAACAGGUCAUAGGAUUUUUAUGGUAAAUAAUCUUGGAUGUGUACCAUUCCUCUUUCUAAAAACGUUGCCCAGGUUAGGGAUGCAGCUGAGGAAAAGCUAAGCAGGCAUUUUUACUUAACUGCACCUUCAAAAUGUUUUCCAGAACAAUUUGAGCCGGGGUAAGCUAUUUCAGCCAGUGAAAUUAGCCAGCAGCCCGCCAGCUCUUAGUGACAUCCCUGCCAGGUUUCCCCUUUAUAGAUAUUCCAUGAAAAUGACUGAACAAUGACAGAGAACUUAAGUUGUCUUUUUGAGAGACUGGUGACCUUCGUACAAAGGCGUCUGGUUGCCAGCCUAAGAGCCCUUUCCAUUUGUUAGAACUGACUGGCCAGAUGGGUCAAGUUGUAAAGAGAAUUUCUCCUUCAUAACUAUCUAGCCAGAUCAGUCUUUUUAUAAAAUGGUAUGCCCGAAAGUGGUGAAAAAGAAAAGACUAAUUUUUCAUUUUCAAAAUGACUGGUCCAGCCAGCCAGUUCUGACUUUUGGUAUUAAACCCCUAAGAUUGAGAUGGCUAUUAAAAUACAUGUGUGUACUACUAUUUUAACAGCUGAUCUAAGAAUGUCAGUAAGAGUUGUCCUCUGCUAUAAUUUUACUUGGCUCCCAGGGAGUGGGGAUCUCCUGAUUUCAAGUGCUAGGGAUGAUUGAAUGGGGGGCAAAAAUCAAAACCCAAAGACAUCCCAAGGGGUUCCAACAAAACCCAAAAAAUUCGUGGACCAAAAAAAAAAUCCCGUGCUGAAUUUCCGAGCCUUUAAAAUUUCCAGAAAGCAUUAAAUAGCAUAUUGUACUUAGUUAUUUGGUUAUACUUUGUUCACGAAACUACGUGACUGUGAUACGUUAAGGCACUACCAUGAAUCUUCAGAUUGUUUUCAAUACCCCAAAAAAUCCCUAUGUAAAUCAAGACACCCAAAAAAUACUCUUGCGCAAUUCUCCUACCCAAAACAUCCCGGAAUCGAACAAUUUCAAACCCGAAAAAAUCUUUUGAUCAUCCCCACCACUUGGGCCAUGGUUGCAAUAAUAAAUAUUAUUGUGGUAAAAGUGCAGAUUUAUACUAAAAAAGCCACAAUCCUGUUGUGUUCCUGUUAAAUCUUCAGCUGAAUUUGAACAAGUGAACAUGAAAAUAAGCCGUAAAAAUGCUCUUGAACCUCCAUAGGCAACUAGCUCCCAUAACUGACAAUCAAUCCAAAACAUCAAGAUUUUUUAAACAAUGUUAUUGAACAGAUCUGUGCAAAAGGAUCCCCUGUCUCACUCAGUUUUUGAGAUUGGAUGUUUUGUAUGGAGCUCUUUAAUUAUUAUAAAUUAUUAUGGUAAUAAUUAAAUCGCUAUAACUUUAAUUUUAAUACACAUACUCAGUAGAAAAAAGUUUGUAUCACUUUUAAAGUUACAAAUUAAUUCGCACUUCAUUUUUUAUGUAACUUGAUUUAUUUCUAAGUUUUAUGAAAACUGGUUUUGACAAGGCUGCAAGCAACAUAGUACCUUAAAUUGAUCACUGAACAAUGCUUUUAAUCAAUCAACAUUUUUUUGACACUGUCUUACAUUAUUCUGUCUUAUGUCCUAUUCAUGGAGUGUAGGCUUUAAAAGGGCCUCUAUUAUUUCCCAUACUACAAUAUUUUUUAUUGUUAUGCAAAGUCAUGAUACGUUUUAGCAGUCAGUGAACCAUAAACAAACUGCCUUACAUGAAUCACUCAACAUUCCAUGUCUGUUGUUGAACCAAAUUGUGUUUUCUAUCGGUAAUUUCUUGCUUCAGAGCGUUGUUCGUUUGAAAGUGUCACAAACCAGUGGACACAUUUUAAAAACUUUUUCACAUGAGCUUUGAUACAUGCUCAGUUAGGUUCAAAUAAUAUUAUUUAUUGUGCUACGUGAGUGGCUGUGGAAAUGGUUUGAUCUAAAAGAAUAUUGAGAAGCAAAAUGUCUGACAAGGAGAAGAGUAAUUCACAGGGUGAUUAUACGGUAAAUAAUGUGAUAAUCUAUCAUUAUUGCCUCGGAUCAAUUCAUCUGAUAACUUUCAUAGAAAUGAUAAUAUAUUAUGUUCAUGCCGAAUUUUGGACUUUAUCAUUCAAAUGAAAGUUCAUGAGUAGUUCCUUAAAUUUACACAGUUUGUUUCUGUUAUGUAUGAGGUAAUUUUUUGUGUCAGCCCUGGUUCCGGAGUGUGGGAGUUAAAAACUUUGCUGCAAUGUUCAUCUUUUAUAUUGUCUUCUUUGAUAGGAACAGUAUGUUGCUUGGGUGAACUCACAGCUAAAGAAGAGACCCGGCAGUCGCUUUGUGCGUGAAAUUCCUCGAGAUACUAAAGAUGGAGUUGCUUUGGUUCAGUUGGUUGAAGUUUUAGGUAAGAUCCCUUGAAAAUAGAAUCAAUAAAUACUGCUUAUGUUUUGACAAGAGUAUUAGGAGCAUGAUGACAUGGUGUGUUUUUAAUAAUCUCAUUAAGUAUCACUUGAGUGACCUUUAGGCUUGCUUCAUCAAAUAUUUACCCUCUUACAGUUAUUGCUGAAUCUAAGUUAAUUAAAAGAGGCUUGUCUGUGAUGAACAUUGUAAAGCCCUGUUUAAUCAGGGACAGAAUGCUAACUCAGAUUAUUCUGUGUGUAGCAUAAAAAGUUUAACCAGCAAAAUAUUACCCAGGUUGUAAUCCUUCUUUACUGACUUCACUCAUACCAGAAAAGACCUAAAAAGUUUUAUUUCCAUGUUUCUUUCUUUGUUUUUUAAUGGAAUACACUGUAGGCUAAAAAAGAAUUAAGUUAUAUAUUUCUAUAAUGGCACAAUAAUUUAGUCCAUACAUUGUGUAUUAAUGCACUCUACAGUUUUAUUAUAAUUGCAAUUUGUUUGGUGUGUGCUAAUUAUCUCUCAGAACUAAUUUUAGUAGUGUGGUUUUACAUAUUUGAAGAAUAACCCUAUUGUAUACAAGAUGUUUUGUGGUUUCAUGGUGUUAAAUCUGUCAUUGUGGUGAUUCUGUAAGGUAUUAUUUGUUUAUGACAAACUGUUCCAUGGUUCAUGUCAAGUAUUUAUUUUCUUUUUUCAUAAUUGAUGCAGGCUUAAAAAGAGCGUUGUUAGAAGUUAGUUUAAAAACCACUUUCCAAGAUGUUUUCUUUUAAAUAAAAGUUUUUGUGGCUCGUCAACUGAGUUUGUUUUAGAAAUAAACAGCCAAACAGGUAAGUACGUGUUAGCUGUGUGGGUUUUGCUAUCUCGCUAGCAAAUUCUGUUCUUAACUUGCUAUCUGCUGACCAGUGUCACAUGACUGUAUCAUGGGCUCAAGUGUACAACUCAUUGAGGUGACGUGUUUUUUUAGACUAUCUGCUGACCAGUUAUUGCUUUUUAAUUGAUCAUGGGCUCAGGUCCAAAAUUUUCAUUGUCAAAGGAACUAAACUAUGUCUUGUGGAUGGUUUCGAUCACAUCACCCAGUUCGUUUUUGCUCAUGAACAUGACUUUAAAUUACCUCUUAUGCACGGUCAUUGAAAAUUACUUCCAGUGUUUUUUUUUUUUGUUUCAUUUUAAGAAUAGUACUAAAAAAUACAGGCCAUAUAAUGAAUAACUUAUCAACCUCGUUUGUUCCUCAUUGCAGGGAAAUCUCAGACCAGCCCUUGACCUGCGAGGUCAAUACAUCAUAGCCCAGGUCUGAGAUUUUCCUGUAACGACCUCACUCUCAGUCUCUAAGUAGUAUUUAUUGGAUUAUAAUUCACCUGAUAGAUCGUUAUUCACAAUACCCUCAAACUGAUUGUAAGCUGUCAGAUUAAGCUAAGAUUUUGAGUCCUUACCACUUUUGAUAGUGGUAAGUAAGGAAGGUGGUACAGCAAAUGAUUGUUUAAUAAUACUGGGUCAAACAGACUUUGUAGUAUAACUUGCGUAUAUUAGUCUCAUGGUGUAAUGUGCAUUUGAUCAUAUUUUUAUAUCAAAAUGCACAUUAAAUGUUAUAUAUUAUUAUUAUUCAUUUUUUUGUCUUGGUCCAUAAAAUUCCAAAAUCCAGCCAACUUGAAAGGAAUAACCUAAUGCUUAUAGUCAAUAACACAUAUAUGCUUCUCAGGUUAUGAUUUGUGCUACUUAUGAUGAUAAACUGACUUUACAUGUCUAUUAAUUUGGUUGAUGAAACCAAACUUUUGUGCUUCAUCAUUCACACAGCUACUUUUAUAACUAACCCUUCCUUUGUUUUCAAGCUCCCUGGGCCAAUUUGUAGAAUUUCAAGAAUUUUUAAAAAUCUUUUACAUGUAACUUAACUGUGUGUAACAACAAACCCUCAAAAUAAUUAAUUUAAGACGUGAUUAGUAUUCUCAGAGGUCACAGCAAGGUAGCACCUCUUACAUUAAAAGAAUUCCAGUUAUGUUAAAAUAAUAUGGAUCAAUUUCUCUUAAUUGACAGUAAUUAUGUUGAACCUAUGAUCAGAAGUGUUAUGGUGCCAAGAAUAAUGUACUGUAUCUGUUAGAUGACUACAUGCUUUAUGUUUACAGCUGUUAGUGUAGUAUCAGGUGUAAACAGAAUCUCAAGCUAUGAUAUAUCUAAAUUAUUGGAGACUUUGGGAUCAACACACUGAGUUAAUGUUCUAAAUUAUUAAUUCUGAUUUUUUUCAGCUGGUGAAGCUCUUAAAUUUGAUGAAUCACCAGCAACAUAUGCAUCCAAGAAAGAAAAUGUGGAUCAAGUCUUGCACUUUAUGGCAGCACAGAGAAUUAAAAUGCGGCAGAUCUCCUCUAAAGGUACUGAAUAUUGCACUAAUUUUUCAGAAAUUUGUUGUCUUUGAGAAGAUAUUCAAAACAUACCAUACUAUCCCUCAUGUAAGACCCUAUUUUUCAAUAACCUGUUAGGCUAAAAUUUGGCCACUAGAUUCCUCCUAAACUACAUGUACCACCUUUUUAAUUUGGAACAGGUUCUUUAUUUUUAAAAUUUAUAUAAAAUAAUUUGUACUUUGAAGGAGGACUUCAAACAAAAUUCAUGUGAUCAAAGCAACCUUGUGAUGAGGGAGUGACCCUGCCUAGGGGAAGUAGCGGUAUUUCUAAGUGUAUCAUGCUACAAAAACAGCAGCAGGGUAAUGAUUCGGCCGUGUGGGCUUGCAGGGUUCUCAGAAAGUUGUGAAGUAGAUGGCUGAGUUUUCAAAGUAAGCGGCCAGUCCAGGGAUAUUUUACUUCAAAAAACGCCAUCCGUAAAGAAAUGCCAAGCAGAGUAGCCAGCCGAUACUGACCAAGAAGGCGGUGAUUUUUGCUGGCAGCUGGCUACUAAUGACAACCCUGGGCUUGUGGGCUCAUAUGUUCCUUACCCUACCUUUUUCAAGUAAGUGCGAUCUAAUAAGUGCAGCUGUUAUCGACCAGCGUUUUAAGAAAAAAAAACAUUAGAAGAUUUUCAAGCACUGCGUAGGCCCUAAAAUGGCCUUACAACAUGGCUUUCGGUAGAAAUCCGUCUAAAAUACCUCUUUUAAAGUCAUUUUGUAAAUAAAACCUGUAGAUAUUAUGUGUAGGUUGGAUUUCCUGUUAUAUCCAUGAAUUUGGAUUGGCCCCACAGGUAUGUCCAGAAAUGUUAGUCUUGGGGUUUUUUGUAAUAUAGCAAAGUUUCAUGCUUUAUCAUAAAAGUGAAUUAUUCACUAUAUUUUUGGUCGAUAACAGCUAGACUAAAAUUUAAUCACACUGUGGCAGAUUUAUGGUCCUGCCGAUGAUAAAAUGAUCACAAAACUUCCAUUUUGUUUCAGACAUUGUGGAUGGCAAUGUGAAAGCCACAAUGCGACUGGUACUUGCUUUAGCUGCCCACUUCAAACCUGGGAGUGUGAAGCCAGCAGCACAUCAGAGUGGCAGUGCCCAAUCACCCCAGACUACCAAGCUAACCCGCAGUCCAUCUGCUGCCGCAGCUGCUGCUGAGGCGGCUGCUGCUAUUGGAGAAGCCAGUAGGAAAGCCGCAAGCGCAGGGAGGCACAUACGAAUGCCCUUCAGGCUUAGGUAAUAACAUUAGGGCCAUUUAUAUGAGGAAAAAUAAGAUGCGUCUUACAUAAGACGCAUCUUAACUAAGACGCAAACUGUACCAUUUAUACGAGCAUGUCUUAUCUCAUAAGACGCGUCUUAGCUAAGCCGUGUCUUAUUUUAGACGAAAUGUGCCGUUUAUACGGAAAGUUCGCGUCUUAUGUAAGACGCAUCUUAUUUUUCCUCGUAUAAAUGGCCCUAUUGUUAGAUUUGUUAGCUUUCUUACAGAAUGCAAAGAAAGUCAGUUUUACAGCUUGUCUGAAUGGCAAGAUGUAGCUACCGUGUACUAGCCCGAAAGUCAUUUCGAUUAGUUCAAAUUCUCCAUAAAACUUCACUUGCCUGUCUGGCAAGUUAAGAACAGAAUUUGCUAGUGCGAUAGUAAAAACCACCCGUCUCAGGCUAUUGGACACUAGUUUAUUUGCACACUGUCUUGUGCUAUUUCUUUUUUAAAGAUGUGAUUAGUCAUCUCUGAAAGUUAUUCUCAAGGGAAAAUCCAAAUUAUAAAACUAAAUCUAGAGCACUAUAACAGUCCCUGUCAUCUGAUGGAAUUAUUGUUUGGUACUGUUAGUUUUAGUGAAGAGAGAGAAAUAAAAAGGAACCUAAAAAAAAAACUUGGAUUACAUGUUGGGCUAAGAACCAACAACAAACUCAACUCAGAAGGAAGGAUGGAAGUGAGAAUUGAAACAGCACCAUAGAGCUAAGAGGCAUUUGGCAUAGGACUGGACAUACAGCCAUCUGACUGAACCACCUUUGCUUCCUUGUAUAUUAAAAAAAUAUUUGUUUAUUUAAUGUUUUUGAUGAUUUUAGGAAGCAGCCCAAGGCAACAACCCCUGGAACUCCAAAGUCAGAUCAUCGUGGUUUUGACAUCAGCCCUUCAAAUACUCCAAUUCUUUCUUCUUCACCCCUAAACUCCCCUCUUAAUAGAACACCUAUAAAGAAAGUGAAUCGACAAUCCAGCGCCGAGGUUCGACACGACAAGGACACUGGUUCUGGAGGCUCUAACCAUAGUAGCGGCAGUUCUACUCCUAAGCUUCCUCGACAAGACUCUGACACUCUGCAGUCGAUGUCAGACUCUGAGUCAGUCAUUUCUUUCCAUGCACUUAGUCGGAAUAAUAACACUGGCAUUUUCCCAAAUUUAGAGUUUCUUCGUGAGGUAACUGAAGGGUAUGAUGACAUGGAAGAGGAUACAAGUAAUGUAAAGGAAAUGCUGCUGCACCUACAAAAUUUGGUGAGUUUUAAUGCGUAAAAAGAUGGUCACAAACACCUAGAAAUUGGUUGUAAAAAAAUGACACUUACAGAUUAUUUUUGCCCAAACUCCUACUGUAGGUUACCCUGUAGUCAAAAUUGACUGUAAGCCAACGAAAUGUUGUUUACAAAGUUAAAUGUGAUUUGUGCGAUGCAAAUUAACUUGUAGUGGAACAUAAACAUUUCAUAGCUGGCAAGCAUUUCAUGAAAAAGCACAGGCAGGUGAAUCUUGAUACAAACUUUAAAGUCCUCAAGAAUUGCUGAUGGAAACUUGAGUGUAUUAGAAAUGUUAUUAUCAUUAAUAAAUACACAAUAUUUCUGGCUCCCUUCGUUUACAUUUUUAUUGUCAUUUUUCCAUUGUAAAUUUGCCUUUUUAACACUUUCUUUUUCUACAACAAUUAUAUCCACAAACCAUAUUACUUUCCUAGCUUUGGCUGAUAAUGAUGUCAUUAAAUCAUCAGAUAGUCAAAUUUUUUUUUAUUGUUAAUUUUUGUUUUAAAUUGGGUCAUAGACUGCUUAUAUUAGCAGUUAUUCUGAAUGUUAGCCCCACCCUUACGCUUUACUGAAAUAAUUAUAUAGAGGAUAUUACAACGUGGCGCAAAGAUAUGAAUUUUAUUUUCGAGUGGCAAAACCAUAUUUUAUGAAUGAGUGCAGCGAGUGGGUAAAAUAUUGUUUUUGCCACGAGAAAAUGAAAUUCAUAUCUUCAAGCGGCCAUGUAAUGUUCUUUUUAUUAUAUGGACAAAAAGACAUCGAUAAAAUAAUAGAUUUUUAUUUGCCAAAAAGUAAUUGUGAUGGCUCAAAGUUACAGUACAGCAAUAUAAGACAUUGUUUACUAGAAUCUUGAGAAAUAACACUGAGCUGAACAAGACUCUACAAUAAUAUAAGCAAAGCUUUGAAAAAUGUGUAAGUAAAAUUUGAAAAAUGAUACGUAAUUACCGAAGUUACAUCAUCAAUAAACUCGCUUGUGAGAUUAUGGAAAACAAACCACUCAGCCCCGGAUGUAGUUUUUAUCAGUUUUACGAGUGGUUUAUCUUCCAGUAAAACACUUGUGUCUAUAUAAUGAAAAAAUAUAUUACUACUGAAAGCUUUAAUAUGCAUAUGUUAUUAAUUUUUCUAGUUGUUGAAUGGCAGAGUGGAGGAAGAUGAAAUUCCUGAAGAGUACUGUGGUCUUGAGGGGUCCACAGUGCAGGAACAGCUCACGAUUGUAAGCAGCCGUCUUGAUCAGAGAGAAGCAGAUUAUGAUAGUCUGAAAACAGAACUAAAUAAAACAAAAGAGGAGUGUAUUAAUCUACAAGGUAACUGACAAAUCAGGGUGCAAAGAAAAUCACUUUUACAGCUUUCCAUUCAGGCAAGCGGAAGCUAGCAUUUACUAGCCCAGACGUCAUUUCAACCAGCCCCAAAAGCUUUUUGACACGCAGAAUUAAUUUCACAUUUUUCCUGUUAUUCGAAUUCCUCAUAAAACAUCACUUUUCCCGUCGGGCAAGUUAAAAACAGAAUUCACUAGCCUGAUAGCUAAAUCCACUGGCCCCAGGGCUAUCAGACACAACUUUCUUUGCUCGCUGCAAAUUAAGAAUAUGAUCCCUCACUACCAGGGCUUUUACUAAGAUUUCAAGGGUAGGGAAUUAAACAGUAGAGAGUUUCCUUUGGUUUUACUCUGCUUUUGCUUGCUAUUAAAGUAGUUGGGGGUUAUGCUUGUACAGUACAUACACCUGUAGUAGCCUGGAAACUCCCUGGCCCCCUCCCUUAGUGACAGCCCUGCUUCACAGCAGUUUGCGGCGACAUGUUGCAGCAACAAAUUGCUUUGUGUGUGCUAAAGAAUUUUUGGGGAAAAUCUUCGUCUGCACAACAGAUUUUGUUGCCGCAACAAGUCGCACAAAAUCAAAUCAGACAGAAUUUAUGCUUGUUGCUGGGACAAAAUUCUCUUGUUGAGACAAAGAUUUCCACAACAUUCUCCAGUACGAGUUGUCGCUGCAACAUGUUGCGCAACUUGUUGCAGCAAUUAUCACCCAACCUAAUCACACAGAGCAAUUUGUCACUGCGACGUUUCGCCUAGUGUGUUCCUACCUUAAAUUUUUGCAGGUAUAAAGGCUGGUCUUAUGUCGAGACUCAACCAACAAGAACAAACUAUAAUGCAUCUUCAAUCCGAUACGCUAAAACACGAGUUCAUGCAGCAACAACAUGAAUCAGAAGUAGCACAGUUUAAAUGGCAGCUUGCGGAGAGAGAUAAAGAGGUGUCUUCCCUUAGAAAUGAGCUGAUUCGCCGAGAGAAGACACUGGACAAACAGAGAGCAGAGCUUGAAGAUGCUAUCAGGCACAUAGAAGAGCUAAAGUAUGCACAGGUACUGAGCAAUAGGGUUUGUAGGUGUACUGUGUGUUCUGGUUCAGUUAUUAUUUUUAUCCUUGGCUCAAAUUAAUUUUUAUUUUCCUUUGUUGAUAAUUAGUAACAAAGGGAAGUAAAAUUUGAACCGCCGUAUACUAUAAGAUGUUAUAUUGCGUAAAAAUUGGUCUUUUGUUAUCUUCUUUCAUGUGUGGUUCUAGUAGGAUCCUUGCCCAAGGGACGUGGAUCCACAUGGAUAGUUACAGGCAUACAGUAAAAAAAAGGAAGCUAUAUAAUUGCCUCUUGUAAAUAGCCCUUACACCAACAUGACUAUCACAGAAAUUAAUAAUUGCAAGUGUACUGUAGCAUUGUAAGAUCUGUACUUGAAUAUGCCUGCCCUGUUUGGGCAGCCCUGCCAAAGUAUUUAGAUGACAUUAUAGAAUCUGUACAGAAAAGGGCCCUACGCAUCGUUUUGCCGAACUGUCACUAUGACGACGCCCUAAUUCAAUCUGGCAUCACUGCCCUUUCCCAGAGAAGGGAGAAAGCUUGCAUUAAUUUUAUCAAGCGUGACUGCCUGUCGUCUCCGGUACUCAAGCCAUUAAUUCCUUGUGUGUCAAUUGACAGGCCAUACUGCCUCUGUUCAGGUGAACGUAUUCCGGUCGCCUUGUCCCCAAGACAAAGCGAUUCGCAGAUUUCUGCACCGUUAAGUUUCAAGACCAGUUGUAAUCCUGUGCUUGUUAUUUUUUCUCCGUUAUGUAGUGCUUUUAAUCAUAUUUACAUAAUUAUCUAUUUGAUUGUUUUGUAUUGUAUUGUCUUCUGUUAGUGUCACUGACCUUCCUUAUAAUUCAGCCUUUAGGCUGCGAGAGGGAUAUCAAUAAACUAUUAUUAUUAUUAUUAUUAUUUAUCAUUUUUAUGAAUUGCAGGCAGGACCUAACAGGUUUGUAGAUGACCACAAAAUCAUGGAAUUGCAGCAGAGAAUAAGAGAUCUUCAGGCAAAGCUUGAUUCUGUUGGCAGUUACGAGGUAAGGUGUCAUGUCACCAUGCCAUUGGGUGGGGCAGUCAAGUUGGUUUUUGAGGAGAGGGGAAAAUUGCAGUAUCCAGAGGUAAACCUCUCGAAGCAAGGAAGAGAUCUAACAACUAACUUAACCUACAUGUGGCGUCGAUGCCGAGAUUUGAACCUGGGCCACAUUGAUGAGAGGAGAGUGCUCUCACAACUGCGCCACUCUUUCUCCCCUUGUUCUCCUUGCUUUCAUUGGAUUCUUGGAAAGGUCUGUUAUUGACGGACUUGUUUUAACAAUCAAUCACUUGUUUUAGGCUAGCCUAUCAGCUCGCAUUUCCUCACAGGAUGAAAAAAUGGCAUCAUUAGAGGACAGGAUUUUAAAUCCACAGAGUGUUCAAAGCUCGGCAUUUAUUUCUUACGGAUCAAAAGUAAGUUCUUAUUUUGAAAUAAAUAGUUUUCUUAAUGGAUUUACAAUGUAACAGGUUAGUUUCAUGGAAAAUUUCAACACUUAACAGCUGACAAAACUUAAUGGUAAUCAAUUUCUUUCCUGUGCUGCAUUUUGACAGUGAUGUCAGGGAAAGGUGUUACAAUCAAUUAUUGCAUGUGUCACCCAAAAACUAGCAUUUCUGGGCAAAUCCUUCUAAACUUGACUCAGUUCAUAACAUUACGAACCAAAUCAAAUUUAGAAGGAUUUGUAUGGAGUCAUCAGAGCAUAACUGGGCUAAUAUCUCAGAGACAAUUUGCCCAGAAAUGCUAGUUUCUGCCAAGGACUUGGGAGUCUUUCUUGACCCCCAUCUCACCUAUGAUCACCAUAUUACAUGUGUGGUGUCGUCUUGUUUCGCAAAGCUUUGCCAAAUAAAUAGAGUCAAAAGGAGCUUCGACAGGGAAACACUAGAGUUGUUAAUAACGUCACUAGUCUUUAGUAAGAUGCUUUACUGCUCAUCUGUAUGGUCAAAUACUACACUCCAGAAUAUAAACAGAUUACAAUCUAUUCAGAAUUUUGCCAGCAAGAUCAUAACAAACUCUAGGAAGUUUGACCACGUAACACCUUUGCUUCGAGAGCUAAACUGGCUUCCUGUUAAAGAACAAUUAUUCUACAGAGACUCCGUUUUGACCUUUAAAUGUCAGAAUGAUGUUACUAUUAAAGUUAUUAUUUAUUUAUUUAAGUAAGCCUCGUGGAUGUUGUUCUUUCAGAAUAUCCUGACAAAUCCCAUAAUUUCGCAAAUUUAAUUUUUAUGACAUCAUCACUUUAGAACUCUAUUCAUUUGACACUAUUUUAAUUGUACAUUUUCCAGACUAUGUAUUCAUCUGUUAAGAUACAAAUUAUACUUACAAAUAAUAAUGUCAAUAUUAUAAUCUAUAUUAAUAAUAUUAAUUUCAAACAUUAGACUCAGCCGUUAAGUAUCUGUGCUUAAAAUUGUUUUGACAGAGAUCAGAGGAAAUGGAGGUAGUGCGUGAAGCCAUAGAAAGUCUACGAAGCUGUUUUAGACCACACGACUCUCAUCAUCACACACUCGAUACACUAGAACAGGUAAUGUAUGACAGCUUUUUUGUUACAACCAAUGAAAUUUCAAAGCCACCAUUGAAAAUGGGCUGACAUUUUUUUUCUUUCUUGUAGAGUAUUUAUGCAGUCCAGUCCUCAACAAAUCAGCCGUUCCACUAUUUGAAUUCUGAUCCCGAAACCAGUAAUAUAAAGGCAAGGACAGAGUAUUUACUUAUGCCAUUUUCAUGAGUGGUAAUUUACAUGUUUAAACAGGUCUAAAAACUCUUAAAAAAUUGUUCUCAAACUCAUUAAUAAUUCAUAAAGAAAAUUCAAAGGAAAUUAAUGUUUAAUGAGUGUUUGGAUAUCAGAUGAAAAACUGGUCAUUUUUGUAUACUUAAUUUCUCUUUCAAAAAUGAUUUUGUUUGACAUCACCAGAUGUUUAAACAGGUCAUCUGGUGAAAAACACUGCUUAAAAAUAUAUUACUUAUAACAUGGUCAGGUUGACGGUGUGGCCUUAUCUUUUUUCAGGGAGUAAAUGGAUUUGAUCAUAGUAAUGGAUACAAUAGUAAAACACCAGCAUCUUCUAGAACUCCAGGUAGUAUAAUAUGCUUAUUCCUUGGCUUUGCAGAGUGAGGUUAUAAAUUGGCCAAAAAUUGUUUUGCACAUGUGUAGCUUGAGUCACCUAACCCAUUUACUGGUAUGCAUAUUGUGGGUUGGCAUCUGUAGUUGCUUAGCAACAAAGCCAUCAGAAUUCAAAACCACAAGAAACUUGUUUGGCUGUUUCUUCGGCCAUUUUAGCAAUUAAGAAAUGCUUUACGUGAUGAUGAAAAAUUGAACAUUAUUUUGCUAGAUCAUGACACAUUCUAGGCUUCUGAUCAGAGUUGUCGUAAAGAGCCGUAACCCACAACACCUGUUACGGCUGAGCUUGAUCACUUUAUGUUACAGGCGAUCAAAGUGGAAAGCUAAAGGUGGCCCUAGAGAUUUUUGUGAGAUGUUCCAGAUGAAUCUUCAUUUGCUAUGGCGGCUUCAAAACUUAAUGACAGCCCUACUGAUUACGACUCCGACUCCAUCACUAGUGAAAACCAGCCUUUAAACCCAUGUCUAGUAGAUACCAGCAGCGGUAUAAUAUGAUAAUCUCUGGUCAUCUAAAUAGCCCCACUUAUCAUGGUUUUUUUUAUUAUUAAUAUGGUUCCAUUGGGAAUCAAUCCUGGGCCUUAAUGGCUCAGAGUCUUGGUGCAGGUGGUGUGACCAAUUUUGUAUGAGUUGUUGUUGUUGUUGUUGUUGUUGUUGUUGUUGUUAACCCCCCAUCAUGAUUUUUUAUGUGCCAGAAUAAAUCCCUGGUACCCAACCAGUAUCAUAAUUUUUUUUUUAACCCAUCAGAUAAGAUAAAUGACUUUAAUUUGGUUACAGGAGGUGCUACUUCUGGAACAUCAGGAAUCAGCACCAAAGUACUGUACUUUACAGAGAAAACUGUUACACCUUUUCUUACAUCCAUUCCCAGAAGGUGAGUGUAGUAGAGCCCUGUGAAUGCAAUGGUUAGUAGAGGCAGCGUGGCCAAGUGGUUAGAGUGCUAGACUUGUAAUCCGGAAGCCCCAAGUUCAAGUGCCGCUCUGACUUCUAGCUGGAUUUGUUCUUUGAAGUCCCGCGUUCAAAUCCUCAGCCAUGCUUGUAAAUAGCCAACUGGUUCGCCUCCCACCAUUUGAAAUUCUUAAACAUAUGUUCUAUUUGAAUUAUGGUUUCAUUAUCCCUGAAAAAGCCCGAUAAGGGGAGUGGAUAAUUAAGUACUUAUUAUUAUUGUUAUUAUGGUUUCUUACAGUGCAACUACUGGAACUGGGGCACUUGAAAGAAGAUUAUCCAAUCACAACGUUUUUUGAAAACAGAAGAUUCUCAAGUUUUUUUAAAUGUGAACAGACCAAUAAAAAUCAAGGGAAAACUAUGCAACCGAUAAAAAUUUUUAAAACCAUUGAACUUACCUGACUUCUCAGAAAACAGCCCUCAAAUUUAUGAUUAUUAUUGGUCCGUUUGCAAAAACAACUUGAGAAUCUUUUGUUUUUGGUUGGAUAAUCUUCUUCCAAGUGCCACCAUUCAAGAAGUCGCACCUAGCUGUGUGAAGUAAAAACAUGCUUGUUUAGUCUACCAGUCAAAAUCCCUAUUAAAUAAAUUCCCAUCAGAGUGUGUUAGUACAAGUGGGUUGUGGUGAACCAAAAGCUCUUCUUCCAGUGUUCAAGUUGUACUAUGGGGCUUACUGACUGAGAGUACUUUCUUCUGGAUUUCAGAUUGGGAGAAAUAACUUUAGGGGAUUUUAAGGAGGCUAUUGACAGACCGGGAAUGUUUCGCUAUCACUUCAAAGCAUUAGACCCUGAAUUUGGAACUGUCAAAGAAGAGGUGUGUACAUGUUCACACUUUAACUAUUAACUGUUUUUUUGCAUGAUGAAAUCAGGACUAGUACCUUCUCUGACAAAAAAGGAAUGGUGUGGAUCACAGUCACACAGUCAUACUCAGAAAAAAGCUGUAGUUUGACAAUUUUUUUUGCAUAGAUCUGAGAAGAAAAUAAAAUGUUGUCUCUGUUCUAGCUAAUUAUUUUUUAUCUCAGGUAAUCUGAAGUUUUCCUGUUUCAACUUCAUUAGAAUACUUUACCAUACCCCCAAACAAAAGAAAACAAACAUUACCUGAUAUAAAAAAUAACUACAUCUCCCACACGAAUUAAACUAAUAGUUUCUUAGAUCUGUCUAUGCAGUAUUUUAGUGUGAUUACAUGUAUAUUAUUUUAUUAACAUCACAACAUAGUCAAGAACAUUUUCAGUGCUUCAAGCCCAACUUUUUUUAGAAGAUAUAGUAUUUAAUGGUCUCCAGACAUAUAUAAAAUACCAGUGGUCAGAAAAAUAAAAUACAUGAAAGUUUUGAAAGAAUUAGGUAAAUUGACUGCCCAACCAUCAAAAAUACAUCCAGGGGUGCACAUGACAUCUCAAGGCUUUUUAUUUAAUACCUUGGCAACUGGGGUGAAUUAUAAAGAAAACAAAGCGAAAAUUAUUUCUCUGCAUGCAAAAUGUUGAUCUCUCAUAUGCUUUAGAAUGACCAUAAACAUGAUUAAGAAGAGCGCUAUGACUUAGCCGAUACUUUCGCUGCAAUGAUGACCAUGGUUGCAGCGUGGAGUGCUUGUUUCAAAUGCAUAUGGCAAUUAUUCGUGAUAGAAGAUGACUAUUUAUUACAGGUUAUUGACGACAGUGACUUGGUGCCUGGCUGGGAAGGAAAAAUUGUGGCUUGGGUCGAAGAUGAUACGGGACAAAAGCUUUUGAGUAAUCAAGAACAAAAUAUGUCAUAAUGAGGAUUACAUUCAAAUUACUAAUUUUAAUUAUUAGCUAUAAAUAAUGUUAUUGUUUGUUAGAUAUAUUAUAAUGAUGUGUACAAAGCCUGCACAAGACAGAUGUAUAGCAAAAGAGGUACCUUUGUGGUGAACCUUCCGACAUGGGGUUUUAAACUCCCUAGAUGAUGUGAAUAAAGAAGUAGUAUGUUUGGAAAUAGGUCUCACCUUCUCAGCAACAGAGAGUUUUAGAUUUGAGGAUGAGAAAGAGUGGGAAUACGAGAUUUAACUUAGAGUUUUUGCAUGUGUUCUCAACAAAGCGAUGCCCCGGAAAGCUUCAUUUCACUUUUUUUUACCAAAAAAAUUAGUACAGUUAUAAUAUUUACACUGAAGGAGGUGAAGCCCUCUCCCAAUAGCAAAAUUAUAAAUCCUCUUACAUUUCAUAACUCGUUCCCACCACAUUCUCACUAAAACUUGUAGUAGAAUGAUAACUGCUAUCACAUUUUUCUGCCAAAGUGACACUAAUUCAUGUGAAAAAUACUCAUACAGUCAAACCUCAUAUUCGUAAACAUCCAUCUCAAAAUCAAAGGGUCUCUGUUCAUCCAGUUCUCAAGUAUUGGAUUUGGGUGGUUUAAAUAAUAGUACCACUAGAGGGUCUUUUCAGUCAAAGUCAGGACUCAUCUAUGCAAGUUUACUGGAGUGCAAAAGGUGUAUUUUCAUAAGAAAAGAGUUCAAUUCCUUGUUUAUGUUCAUACUGUUGUAACUGCCAUCUUUGAUUUCAUUGUUUUGGAACAUUAGGGAACCCCCGUGACGUUUUUGAGUCAAACCUCCAAUUCAACCAGCCAAAAUUUUUGAGCUUCUAACAUGGGAGGUGGUUGAGCAAAACAUUAGAACCCCUGAGGGUCUCUUCCGAGUCAAGGUCAGGACUCACCUACUUUUGGGAGAUAAUUUUUAUUGCAUGCAAUAUGUUUAGUUCCAUGUUCUCACUAAAAGUUCUUUGUAUAUUGGGAGCAGCAUUGUAAAUACAGCAAACAUAGAUAUCACACCAUGCAUCAAGUGAUAACUUACAAGAGGUUAAACGCAAGAGAAAAUAAUAAAAAUGUCAGCCCCCCAAAGUGGUUGUGAUUGCAUACAGGAGGUGGUCAUUUAUAAGAGUUUCAAGUGCAAGGCAUUGACAGGGAAAAAUCUGGUGUUUUGGGUAGUGGGGUCACUUAUGUUAGGUGGUCGCAUAUGGAGGUUUGACUGUAUUAAGUUGUUUAUUGUCAUCAGUUUCAGGACUUUGCUCCAGCAGAUGCCAGUGACCCUUAGCUCCUUACUUUUUUGCUCUUGGGUGACUAGGAAAUGUUAUUUUUUGUUUUCCAUAAGAAAACAUCUGCGAAGUCAUUUGUGGGAGAUAAUAACGAGCUAAGCUAACAACGAUUGAGACGUCAACGAGAAUGGCAAAAACGCAAUAGGUCUAGGUAAACAAAACAACAACUCCGCAUGUGCAUCAUGCUUUUUUGUACAUUUCUUUGCCGUCACUACACGACUAGAACAUAAAAUGCCUGAUUUCAUGUUUUGUGGAGAGUGUGAACACAAGACAACUUUA
Messenger RNA from Porites lobata, 18794 nucleotides. The record is from the annotation of a GenBank genome assembly. Lineage: Eukaryota; Metazoa; Cnidaria; Anthozoa; Scleractinia; Poritidae.